Molecule: messenger RNA, 5713 nt
Organism: Scomber scombrus (Atlantic mackerel)
Lineage: Eukaryota; Metazoa; Chordata; Actinopteri; Scombriformes; Scombridae
Gene: clip1b
Product: CAP-GLY domain containing linker protein 1b
Exons: 22
Coding region: 211-2898 (895 amino acids)
Biological process (GO): positive regulation of microtubule polymerization; cytoplasmic microtubule organization
Cellular component (GO): cytoplasm; nucleus; microtubule plus-end
Molecular function (GO): microtubule plus-end binding
Source: RefSeq, a predicted model, not a curated record
CACUAGUUCCCGAGGUGACGUCAGACUGUGAGUCUGGGCUGGGCUGGAAAAACAUGUAACGCUGCUCUCUGCAUCCUUUCACCAACAAAAAGAGACCAACUCCCUUCCAUCACCUCGGGACUUUGUGUAGUGGAAAAGCACCAUUUGUGGGGUUGUGGGGAAGGCCCCCCACAGGUCCCCUCCCCCACACCCACCGACUAACCAGGAGCCAUGAGUACAGGCAGUUCAGGCAAAGUCAGCGGGCUCAAACCCCCGAGUAAAAUAGUCCGUCCAGCCGCGGCGCCGGUGAGGACGUCUCCAUCCUCUGGUGCUCCAAAGCCAGUUUCUCCAGAGAAGCCCCCCGGCAGCGUGACCUCUCCGACCGCUGACGGAAGCUUCGACUUCCAGACUGGAGAGAGAGUCUGGGUCAACGGCAACAAGCCCGGCUAUGUGCAGUUCAUCGGGGGCACGCAGUUUGCCCCGGGGCAAUGGGCGGGCAUCGUGCUGGACGAGCCGAUCGGGAAGAACGACGGCUCGGUGGCAGGGGUUCGAUACUUCCAGUGUGAGGAUGGGAGGGGGAUUUUCACACGGCCUUCUAAGCUGUCAAAGACGCUGCUGCCAGAGAAGGAGGCAAACGGAGGGCAGGCCAGUCCGGCACAGGCAGCACCGGCAGCACAGGAGGCCCCGGCAACCCUGGCAACCCUGGCAACCCCGGCACAGAGCGAGCCCACACCUGCUGUCACUACCUCAACAGCUCCGGGCUCCGCCAUAAAGCUGAGUGCCGCGCUCAACCGAAUGUCCAGCGAGUCGGUAUCGAACCUCUCAGACACAGAAUCCAUGAAGAAGAAUAAAAGGGAGCUGAGGCUCGGAGAUCGAGUGCUGGUCGGAGGUUCGAAGGCAGGUGCGGUUCGGUUUCUGGGGGAGACAGAAUUUGCGAAGGGAGACUGGUGCGGAGUGGAGUUAGAUGAACCUCUGGGCAAGAAUGACGGAGCAGUCGCAGGAAGCCGAUACUUCCAGUGCAUGCCGAGGUACGGUCUGUUUGCUCCCGUCCACAAGGUGACACGUAUCGGUUUUCCCUGCACAACGCCCUCCAAGGCCAAGACAGCGCAGAGGAGAUCCCUGCUCAAGAGGAGUCCCAGCGCCUCCUCCAUCAGCUCGCUCAGCUCCGCCACUUCCUCAAUCAGCGGCAAACCCAGCAGAGCAGGACUGCUGACGGAGACGUCUGCUCGGUACGCUCGUAAGAUUUCUGGCACCACGGCGCUGCAAGAAGCUCUGAAGGAGAAGCAGCAGCACAUCGAACAGCUGCUGGUGGAGAGGGACCUGGAGCGUUGUGAGAUCGCCAAGGCAACCAGCCACGCAGGAGAGGUGCAGCAGGAGAUGGCUCUGCUGAGGAAAGGCCGGGAUCAGUAUGCCGUGGAGAUGGAGACAAAGUUGGAUCAGUUACGUUCGCUGGUGGAAGCAGCAGAUCGAGACAAAGUGGAGCUGCUCAACCAGCUGGAGGAAGAGAAGAGGAAAGUGGAAGAUCUGCAGUUUCGUGUGGAAGAGGCGUGCAUCACCAAAGGAGACCUCGAGGUGGCCACGGUGUCUGAGCGCUCCAAGAUCAUGGAGCUGGAGAGGGAAGUGGCGGACCUGCAGCUCAGGCUCCGAGCGUCCCAGCAGAAAGAGGAUGCCGUGUCUCUGUCCCAGCAACAGAUGAGCAACCUCAAGGCUCAGGUUCAGUCUCAGGAGAAAAAGGUCAGCGAGCUGAGCGUCGACCUGGAGAGCAAACAGAAGGAGUUUCAGUCUGUGCAGGAAGAUAAGAGCUCGCUGGAGCAGCAGCUAACCAGCCUGAGACAAAAGCUCGAGGAGGCCGAGGAGGAGAACAGGAAGACGAUGAAGACCCAGCAAGAACUGGAUCAGGGCGUGGAGCAGUCGAAGAAAGAGCAUCAAACCCUGAAAGAGGAGAGUCAGAGGAGAGAGACAGAGCUGAAAGCACAGUUAACACAGAAAACUGAAGAGUCGGAGAGGACGGCGCUGUCGCUUGAGCAGCUGACCAAUGUGAAUAAAGCACUGGAGACAAAGCUCGAGGCUUUAAAACAGCAGAACUCCAAAUACCAGGAGGAGCUCAGUCUGACGAAGGAGCGCAGCAGCUCAGAGAACCAGCGCAUCGGAGUCGUCUGCAAGGAAAUUGAGGAGCUGAAACUGGCCUCCCAGAAGUCUCAGCAUCUCGAGGAGCACAAUGAGGACUCGAACAGCCAACAGACAGACAUGAAAACCAGAGAAAUCGUCUCUAAUCAGGAAUCGGACUUCCAGAAAUCCACUGGAGCCUUAAUCUCAGACAAAGAUCGGGAACUGGAAACUCUAAGGAAUGAGAUCGCGGUGCUGCGAGGAGAAAACGCCAUGGCCAAGACGCUGCAGACGGCCGUGGAGACGCUGGAAAGAGACAAAGCCCAGCUGCAGAGUCGAGUUCACAGCCUGGAGCAAAGGCUCAUGGGAACAGAGACGUUGGAGGGAGGAGACAGGGAAGCGCCUCGCUCAGGCGACGUGGCUCUGGAGCAGCUGAGGGAGGAGAAGGAGUUUGCAGAAGGGCAGAUCAACUUCCUGAACAGCGUGAUCGUCGACCUGCAGCGGAAGAACGAGGAGCUGAAGAUCAAACUGAAGAAACUCGCUCUGGCCGAGUUCAACGGCAACGACGGGACGGAUGAUUUCGACAAAAGCGCCUCGAAGCGGGAAAAGAAGGCGACCCCGCGUCUCUUCUGCGACAUCUGCGACUGCUUCGACCUCCACGACACGGAGGACUGUCCCACUCAGGCCCAGAGCCCCGACUCCGUACCUCACACCACCUACCACGGCAACCCGGCCGACGAGCGCCCGUACUGCGACAUCUGCGAGGCCUUCGGACACGCCACCGAGUCAUGCAACGAUGACCAGACCUUCUAAUCUAAUCACUCCAAAAAUCUCUUUUACCUGCACUCAUCUUUCUCCUUCAACCCUUAAAAAAACACAUUUCACUCCUCUUCCCAUCCAGCUCCGCAAUGCCUGACUAAAAAUCCCACCCUCCCCCUCCCUUGCAGAUUUUUCCAUAAUGUAUUUUUAUACUGUAUUUAUGCAUAUCACUGGUAGCUGGUAACUGUCCUGAUCUAAAAAUCCUGAAGAUAAACUGUUCUGUAAUGCAGAAUGCUCGUCCAAAUAUUCUGCUUUGGUGCAAUAUUGAUGUUUAUAACACACACAAAAAAAAAAGGAAAUCCGUCCUCUCUGCACUCGUUUUUUAAAAUUUUAUUUUAACGUAUUUGUUUGUAUCUUUUAAAAAUAAACAAUGUUUUCACGCGCGUUGUUAUUCAGGGGGAGGCUUUAUUAGAUAAUUAGCACAACAACAACAACAAACAACAAACAAAGGUGUAAAACAUAUUUAAGCACAGUUGAAACUGAAGGGAAAAAAUGAAGCAUCUUGUCCGACUCUACAUUCCUGUAAAAGCUACAAACCAAUCCGAGUGAUACUGCCAUGUAACAAACGUCGAUGUUCAGUAACUUUCUUCCAGUGUAUCAACCCCUUUAAAGGCUUCAGUAUGCUUUAAAAAAAGAAAAGAAAGUAGUUCUGAUGACGGGUAAAAGGCUAAAGAUGUUUACAGUUUAUCAGUUUACAAAAGCGAGGUGGACAACAAACAGGAAUAAUCAAGGUCUUUUUCGGAGUUCAAAGGCAUUUAAAACGUUGUACACAAGCAAAAUUACAUUAGUAGUUGUGUGGAAAUGAAAAAAAGACAACUUACUUUAUCAAAUCUGCAUUUCUGACCAAUGGCUGCAUGUGAAUGUUGGAUUAUCUGUUUCAGAAAGUUACAGAAAGUGUCAGAUGUUGCCUCCUCCGAUGUCCAAAAAGGGGGUUCAGGAGUUUCUGGCACAACUUCACCGACUUCCAAGGUGCACGGAGAAGGGGGAAAAGGCCCCCCCAAAAAAAGUCAAAUCUCCAGCAACACUUGCAGUAUAAUGUUAGACCAAUUCAUUUCAGCUUACGGCCUUCAUCAGUGUCAUCAUAAAAACACAUUACAAGCAGCGUUUAAAAAACAGAAAAGAAAUUAAAAAGGUAAAAAAAAUAACCAAUGAUGUGCUUCCAGACAUGCAUCAGCCAGUAGAUUAUCUACCACGGUGGGUUGGGUAUAAUGACGCCAUAUUAGGUCCAUAAAGCAGAGAAAUAAAGCCUAAAAUCUAAACUGUGUCCAUUUGCCUCUCUGGGACAAUGAUUGGUCUGAAGUCACAUGACCAUAUGACACAACCUACCUUGGUAGAAUUAGUUAUUUUUUACCUUUUUAAAUGUGUGUCUACUUCACUUAAACUUAUAUUAUAUUUAAAUGCUGCUUUUAAUGUGUUUUAUAAUGACUCUGAUGAAGGCUGCAAGUGCUGCGUUGCUCUUUUAAUAAAGCUGGUCUGUACUGUAAAUGCUGCUGGAGCGCUUUCUUUUAAAGCAUACUGAGGCCUUCACUGUUAAACUAUUGAAAACUAGUAACGCUACAAACUUGACUGAAGUUCAGUUUUGACCUUGGAAUUUAAAAAAAAUCCAUUUAAAGGUUUUUCCAGAGUUUAAAAAUGCAUCUAAAUCUUCUUCGGUGGCUUUUUUUUUGUUUGUUUUAUUGAAGUGACGACAUUCAGUUUACUCAAAUGCGAAAUAUACAGUUGUUACUGAGUGUGCUGAAGAGGUUGGACACUUUUAUCCCAACAAUGCAAGCCUUUAUGUAGCUUAAGUUUUACUCUUUACUCCACCUGCUGAGAUCUGGGUAAAAAAGCUCCAGAAAAAGCUUGUAAAUGAAGCUUGAAAACACAAAGAAAAGUCAGUUUACUCGUCACAGUUUGUGUCAUUUUGCCAGUAAAUACAGUGUUUUAUGUCUUUUGUUGCUCUGGAGGAAGUCUGAAACAAUAAAUCAGGGCUUAUGCAGCAUUUUUUAAGCUUUAAGAUAUUUUUGUGAUUUAUUAUUUAAUAGAAAUUGUUUUUUUUAAUUUUUUUUUUUACAUAUAACAAAUAUAACAGUAGUUUAACAGUAUACUAAUCAACCUCUAUGUUUGGAUACGUGUGUGUGACGUAUUAUGCAUUAAAGAGAUUUACAUAAAGUGACUAUACAACACUUCAGGGUCCAUUUAGUAGCUGUUCUGGAGCUUUCACUCACAAUUACACAAUCUUCCUCAGUAGAUAGAGUUGCUCAGUUGUCACGAAUUAGAUUUUUUUGAAGCAUUUUAAUCCACAUUGGUGCAAAAAUUGAGAUUUAAAGUUAAACUCCAAUUCUACGAAAACUGAGCAACUUGACUGAAAUCUCCAGAAAGCUACUAAAAAGAUCUCGUGUUGAAAUUGCUCUAUUAAUUACUGUUUCCAAGGUCUCAAAUGAACUUUAAAUUUUCUUUCCAUCCGUCAUCAUACAGGUUAAUAUCCUGGAACAAUGCCUCUUAAAGUAACUGACACUUUGUUGUAGUUAAUGAAUGAAGUUGUUGCAUUUUGUUAUUUAUUGUCUGAUUUGUCGCUAACCGAUUAAAUAUUCCUACAGAGAAAUAAGCUAGCACUGAUUUAAAGUGUAUAGUCUGUAGUAGGACUACUGUAGUUAUAUAGGUUGGGCUUUUAAAAAAAAAAAAAGCAAGAAAAAUGCAUCUGCCUCACGUUAUAGGAAAUGAACUUGCCCAGAUGAAACUAUCGAAGCCUCGACUAACUUACUUAAUUUUUGUUUUGUUUUUUGCACUGUCCACUUUAAAAAUUCAAGAAAUAAAAACGUUAUCUAAC